Messenger RNA from Equus caballus (horse), 4926 nucleotides. RefSeq names its product RHO family interacting cell polarization regulator 2 (gene RIPOR2). Lineage: Eukaryota; Metazoa; Chordata; Mammalia; Perissodactyla; Equidae. The record is from RefSeq and is a predicted model, not a curated record.
UAUGAAUGAAGUGCUUUCUCAAGGGCAGAUGCGGAAGCUGCCCUCCCCGAGGUUUCAGAGAACCCGGGGAAGGAAAUCGCCUCAGGAGGCAGUGUGGCUGCUGGGACUGCCUGGGCUGUGCGCCUCCGGCUGCAGCACGCUGAUCACGCUCUCCAAGAUGCAGUAUCUGGAUGCAGAGGAACUCCCGGUGGAUGAAGAGGAUGAUAUUUUUGGUGAAGGACUACCAGCCAGAAUCCCAGAAAUCAUGUUGGUAGGAUCCCAGUCGUUCUCACCCGGAGGGCCCAAUGGGAUCAUUAGGAGCCAAUCCUUCGCGGGGUUCAGCGGUCUGCAGGAGAGGCGAUCCAGAUGUAACUCCUUCAUUGAAAAUUCCUCUGCUCUCAAGAAGCCUCAGGCCAAACUGAAGAAAAUGCACAAUUUAGGACACAAAAAUAACAACCCUCCCAAAGAGCCUCAACCUAAAAGGAUGGAAGAGGUCUACAGGGCCUUGAAAAACGGACUUGAUGAAUAUCUGGAGGUUCACCAGACAGAGCUGGACAAGUUGACAGCUCAGUUAAAAGAUAUGAAAAGAAACUCUCGCCUGGGUGUGCUGUAUGACCUAGACAAGCAAAUUAAAACGAUUGAAAGAUACAUGAGGCGCCUGGAGUUCCACAUUAGUAAGGUAGAUGAACUCUAUGAAGCUUAUUGUAUCCAAAGACGCCUCCAAGAUGGGGCCAGCAAAAUGAAGCAAGCCUUCGCAACUUCUCCCGCCAGCAAAGCUGCCCGAGAGAGUCUGUCAGAGAUCAAUCGGAGCUACAAAGAGUACACAGAGAAUAUGUGCACCAUUGAAGCGGAGCUGGAGAGUCUCCUGGGGGAAUUCUCCAUCAAGAUGAAAGGUCUGGCUGGCUUUGCUCGCCUCUGUCCUGGAGAUCAGUAUGAAAUUUUCAUGAAGUAUGGCCGACAGAGGUGGAAACUGAAAGGCAAAAUAGAAGUAAACGGCAAACAGAGCUGGGAUGGAGAGGAGGUGGUGUUCCUGCCCCUGAUCGUUGGAUUCAUUUCCAUCAAGGUCACGGAGCUCAAAGGGCUAGCAACUCACCUCCUGGUCGGCAGUGUGACCUGCGAGACCAAAGAGCUGUUUGCAGCCCGACCUCAGGUGGUGGCUGUUGACAUCAAUGACCUUGGCACCAUCAAACUGAACCUGGAAAUCACCUGGUAUCCAUUUGACGUGGAGGACGUGACCCCAUCCUCAGGCGCAGGGAACAAGGCGGCAGCCCUCCAGAGGAGAAUGUCCAUGUACAGCCAGGGCACCCCAGAAACGCCCACCUUCAAGGAUCACUCCUUCUUUUCUAAUCUACCUGAUGACAUCUUUGAAAAUGGAAAGGCGGCUGAGGAGAAAAUGCCACUCUCUCUCAGCUUCAGCGACCUGCCCAAUGGGGACUGUGCCCUCACCCCCAACCCUGCUGGCUGUCUCUCCAACGCCUACUUGGGAAAUCCAGAAAUUACCAUCACCCCUGCCAAGCUGAACCACAGCAGCCUGUCCUCCCAGAAUGAGGGAAUGGAUGACACCAGCUCAGCAUCUUCUACAAGCUCCUCAAGAGAAGGCCAAGAGACAAAGCCACACCUGGAGGAAGAUGCAGAGGGGCCCAGAAAACCCGAGGCCUGCCGAGCGUCUGCAGGUGCUGGGAGGCUGUUCCUUGAGAAGGAUGUCACAGAGGCACUUCUGCAAGAGUCCGAUGAGGCCUCUGAACUCAAGCCUGUGGAACUGGACACUUUUGAAGGCAACAUCACGAAGCAACUGGUCAAGAGGCUCACCUCGGCAGAGGUGCCGGCAGCCACGGAGAGGCUGCCCUUUGAGGGCUCUGUCAGUGGCGAAUCCGAAGGCUGUAGAUCCUUUCUAGAUGGAAGCUUAGAGGAUGCCUUUAAUGGGCUGUUCCUUGCAUUAGAACCACAUAAAGAGCAGUAUAAAGAGUUUCAGGAUCUGAACCAAGAAGUCAUGCAUUUGGAUGAUAUUCUAAAAUGCAAGCCAGCAGGAAGCCGCAGCAGGUCCUCCAGUUUAAGCCUUACAGUUGAAAGUGCUUUAGAAAGCUUUGAUUUCCUGAAUACCUCCGAUUUUGACGAGGAGGAGGAGGAUGGCGAUGAGGUUUGUAAUGUCGGAGGAGGUGCUGACUCGGUAUUUUCAGACACUGAGACUGAGAAAAAUAGUUACAGAUCAGUACACCCAGAAGCGAGGGGGCAUCUUAGCGAAGCUCUGACUGAAGACACAGGAGUUGGGACUAGUGUGGCCGGAAGCCCUCUCCCACUGACCACAGGAAAUGAGAGCCUGGACAUCACCAUUGUCAGGCACCUACAGUACUGCACCCAACUCGUUCAGCAAAUUGUUUUCUCAAGCAAAACCCCAUUUGUGGCCAGAAAUCUCUUAGAGAAGCUUUCUAGGCAAAUCCAAGUGAUGGAGAAACUCUCAGCUGUCAGUGAUGAGAACAUAGGAAAUAUCAGUUCUGUCAUGGAAGCCAUACCAGAAUUUCACAAAAAGCUGUCUUUGCUGUCAUUCUGGACCAAGUGCUGCAGCCCAGCUGGUGUCUACCACAGCUCAGCCGACAGAAUGAUUAAGCAGCUAGAAGCCAGCUUUGCCAGAACCGUCAACAGAGACUAUCCAGGACUUGCAGACCCAGUGUUUCGCACCCUGGUGUCCCAAAUCCUGGACCGGGCUGAGCCUCUGCUCUCCUCCAGCCUCUCCUCAGAAGUCGUCACUGUUUUCCAGUAUUACAGCUACUUUACCAGCCACGGUGUGAGUGACCUAGAGAGUUACUUGAACCAGCUGGCCAAGCAAGUUUCCAUGGUUCAUACUCUACAAUCAUUAAGAGAUGAAAAACUACUCCAGGCCAUGAGUGACCUUGCACCGGGCAGCCUGCCAGCCCAGCAGGAAGUUCUCAGGACUCUGGCUCUGCUGUUAACUGGGGACGACAGUGAAGUCCGAGAGGCUGUGACGCUUUACUUGACAGCAGCCUCCAGAAAUGAGCAUUUCAGGGAAAAGGCCUUGCUCUAUUACUGUGAAGCACUAACAAAGACAGACCUUCAGCUCCAGAAGGCAGCUUGUCUGGCCCUCAGAAGCCUGGAGGCUACUGAAAGCAUUAAAAUGCUGGUGACAUUGUGUCAGUCUGACACUGAAGAAAUCAGAAAUGUGGCCUCAGAAACCCUCUUGUCUCUUGGAGAAGAUGGGCGGCUUGCAUAUGAACAGUUGGACAAAUUUCCUCGAGACUGUGUUAAAGUUGGAGGUCGUCAUGGAACUGAAGUUGCCACGGCCUUUUAAUUACAAGUUAACUCUGCCUAACGGCUGACUUAAUAAAUGGCCCUCUUAAUCAAGAUGGUGCUGUGAUUUAGCUGGAAUGUGUUUCAAACUUGAAGAGUUCUGUUGAGGUUGUCCGGAAAUUUAAUGUGUUAUCAAAAGAAUUCAAAAUCCAGUUUCACAGUACGUAUCCACUUCUUUGGCCAACAGAAUAGGGCUAUGUAUAAUUCAGUAGAUUACAUUGUUGGUUGCUUCUGACAAUAGUAAGAGUCCAUCUUAUCUAAUAUGUAUGGGAUUUUAAAACAGCCAUCUUUGUACUUUUUGGGAAGAUCUUCUAUAAGCUCAAAAUAGUCAUGUGAUAGCUUGAUAAAUAUCAUACGCCUUGCAGUUUUUCUCUGUCAUGUUCUCAGGGUUGAGUGGCCCCCUUAGCUACCUAAUUUUAUGUUAAACGCAAAGCACAAAAAAGAAUUUCUUUGAAUAAAAGUUUGCCUGCAGAACCUGGUAAAAUGACACAUUUUAAGGGUUUAAUUUUUUUAAAUUUCAUUUUUUCAAGCCUCCACUAAUUUCUUUUGUUUCUUUUCUUCAUUCUGAAAAUUCCGAAGCAUGUUUUCGUUAUGGUAAAAAGAUAAGUAGAUGACUAAGGACUACCUUAUUAAGAUUCUACCCGUGCUCAUUUAAAAAAGGACACGCAAAACUUAAGCUAUUUUUAAAAAACAAGAGCCAUUCUUUUUAUGAUACUUUUACAAGAGAGCUAUUUUACUGCUAGCACAAAUCAAAACCAAAAGUCACGGAUGCAGAAAGCUGUGAUGCUUUUUGAGGUAGAAGAACCUGGAACUUGGAGGAAUCCUAAUGGGUUGGGAGCAGAGGGACAUUAAAAGUGGUCCUGGCUUCUGUAUUUUUCACCAUGAGUUUAGGAAGAAGAACACUUUGAGGGAUGGUUACUGCCCUAGACAAAUCAUUCACCACUGGAUAGGCUCCUCUGCCAAAUAGUUAAAACCACAGCUCCCAUUAUUGCUUCCAUAUCAAGGCAGCAAGUCCAUUAAAUAAAGUACAAAACCACUCAGUAGCUCUUAUUAAAUAAUUUUUCUUCCUUUUAAGAGUAUACAAGGUGGGAUAUGCCAAGAUAACAAAAUAAUAUGUAUGAGUAUAAUUUAAACUGUGGAAUAUCGACUGUAUUCUGAAUGUGUUUGUAUAAAAUAUCAUUUAGAUGUCAUUUUAAAUAUUUACAUUUUAGCAAGACCUUUAAAAACAACUCAUUUCAUUUGCAAGUAAAAAUUGUUCGCCAGGCUUCCUGGCAAAUAGUUCUUUCAACUGUGAAGUUAUAAUGUAUAUAUAUAUUUGUAUAUUUAUAAAUAUUAUAUAUAUGCAUAUAUCCUUCAUUUUAAAGGUACAUUGUACAGUCCAUAGUUAGUAUGUAUAGUCUAUAGUCUCUGUUAAAUGGUCAAGAUGACUGUUUUUAUAGAAAGUCAAAUCACCAAUGUGACAGAGUUUUCUGUUUGGUUUGGUUUUUUAUUUUUUGAAUAUUGCAUGAGCAAUUAAUUCCGUAUCUUUUGUAUUCACUUUGCAUUUUAUUUUUGGUUGAAGGGGGUGCUUUUAGUUUUGUGGCAUUUGUAUUCAUCACUCUUUCAAUCAUGUAAGUUAAAAUAAAAAUUAUUUUUGGAUUACUA